UCAUAUGCAGUCCUUCACUUGGACUAUCUCACCUCAACUGACGCCACCACCCUGUCGCGCAGUGUCGCUACGCCAACGCCAUGGGCAAGUUCCCACGCGAAUGCUUUCACAUUCACACUCAAGGACGGCCACGCGUUGCCUCUGCCUUAUCGCCUCACCCACACUGCAGCCUUGGUGCUAUCAAAACGCGCCCGGCCCACCCCCCGCACAAACAAACACCCGCCUCCGCAGAUAAAUAGAGCGACACCCCGCCCUCACCUUCUCUUAGCCCAACGCUUCUACUCUGCACUCGUUUAAAGCAACUCAAUCUCUGCUCCACCGCCCUUUCCAAGCCACUCAAGCGCUCCCUUCGAUCUUCUUACCCACACUCACUUACCCCAACACCAAAUACCAACAACUGCAAUGGCUAUCUUCAAGAACCUUCUCGCGGCCACCGCGCUCUUCAACGUCGCUCUCUCGAGCACUGAUUUCUCUUCGAAGGUCGGAUCUGUCGUCACGUCCAUCCAGCUCGUGACUUCAGUCACCUUCGUCGACCCAGCCCCGACUUCAUCUAGCACUCACUGCAACAGUUUAACUGUUACCGCGUCUGCGCCGCCUAGCACUGUGACGGUCACUGCACCUCCUGUUGUUAGCGGUACCGGAGUUGAGACGUCGGCCAAGUCUUCUUCUACCAAGGGCGUGACUAUCCAGACAUCCGUCGCUUCAUCUAUGUCCUCAAAGACCGAAAAGCCUCUCCCGUCUGAGAGCUGCAUCAGCGACGUCCACACUGUCACUCAUGGCGGCACUCAUGUUACGACCAUCACUGGCUGCAAGACGCCCCCUGGCUUUGCCAAGCCUCCUCCCACUCUGACCAAGAGCCUCACUUCCACCAAAGAGGUGACUGAGACCGUCGUCUUGCCGUCAUCCAGCGCUGCUACCCCCGAGAUCAGUGUCCCUAUGAUCACUGGAACUUCGGUCAAGCCCUCUCGCCACGUGCCCUCUGGAUUCUCCACGCCCUCACAUUCAUUCCACUUCAACACCACCAUGACUGCGACCGCUACUGGCACCGGUGUCCCUAGCGCUUCCAUGUCAAAGCCCAUCCUUCCUCCUUUCACUGACGCUGCUGAUGCUAGCAACGUGGGCGCUGCCCUUCUGGCUGGUGGUGUCUUGAUGGCUCUCUUUGGCGCCUAAGCGUUUUGAGUUGAUGACUGCAUGGAUUCGGGUUCGGAUUUUUCGGACUGGGAAUUGACUGGACUGAUGAUUGAUGGAUGCGGUUGAUGUAUAGGUUCCGUUCUUUGGAAUUUAGAUGACGGGAAACUACGUGUUUCUCGGUAAUGUACUUCAUGACCUAUUGCGUUUGUUUCUACUGGGUGAGUGCCUAUGUGCUUGUCUAUGACGUCUUAUUCAUCUACAUUUUAGCAAGAUCGUGAUGCAAUAAUGCUGACGCCUUUGCAUGGUUUUCGCGCACUCCACGUUCCAUGAGUGGGUCUAUAUAUUUCUAUAUCUUACUGCUGGUGUCUAUAAUUUUACACAUUUUUUCAACGUGGCAAAAACUCUUUCUCUGGAAGGCAGAAAAGAGAACGAAGGACGUUCUCGUGCAGC
Alternaria rosae is the source of this 1581-nucleotide messenger RNA. RefSeq lists its product as uncharacterized. The record is from RefSeq and is a predicted model, not a curated record. The transcript is spliced from 2 exons. Lineage: Eukaryota; Fungi; Ascomycota; Dothideomycetes; Pleosporales; Pleosporaceae. The coding region runs from base 403 to 1170 and encodes 255 amino acids.